AUGCGAGACAGCUCACCUUGCUGCUCGCUGCGUCUGCAUCUGCGUCUGCUGAAUCAUGUACUGCAGCAAACAGCCCGCGAGACGGCAUCUCGAGAGGAAGGAAGAAAGAAAAGAGGCGGCCGUCACAUGCACGUCGACGAAAAGGACGAAAAGGGCUUGCCGUCGUUUCGGUUGGCCAGUCCAGACGGCAAGGAGCUCCUCGUUCAUCCCGAUGGCUCGCUUGUUGGCUUGCGACACCCAUCUCACUUACACGGGAGCUACACCCUAGGUAAGCAAGCAAGCUAUGCAAGCAAGAGGUCGGGGGAAUCUCGUCCAUCGCCUGCCUCCUCAGUCGCAACGGGCCCGGCCACUUUCACAUGCUUCUGCUUCUGA
Messenger RNA from Purpureocillium takamizusanense, 372 nucleotides. RefSeq lists its product as uncharacterized. The transcript has a single exon. The coding region runs from base 1 to 372 and encodes 123 amino acids. The record is from RefSeq and is a predicted model, not a curated record. NCBI's taxonomy places the organism in Eukaryota, Fungi, Ascomycota, Sordariomycetes, Hypocreales, Ophiocordycipitaceae.